Messenger RNA from Limanda limanda (common dab), 703 nucleotides. RefSeq names its product succinate dehydrogenase complex assembly factor 4 (gene sdhaf4). Gene Ontology annotation, cellular component: mitochondrion. The record is from RefSeq and is a predicted model, not a curated record. Gene Ontology annotation, biological process: mitochondrial respiratory chain complex II assembly. The transcript is spliced from 3 exons. Lineage: Eukaryota; Metazoa; Chordata; Actinopteri; Pleuronectiformes; Pleuronectidae. The coding region runs from base 88 to 381 and encodes 97 amino acids.
CGUAGAUGAGGUGCGACAAUCAACAACAGCAUACUUUUAUAAAAGGUCAGAGAGGAGUUGUUUGUUACAGCUACAGACAACUUUGUCAUGUUGCGCCUCUUCACUUCAGCCAGAAGACGCAUCGUCUCAGCGGGCCUAAUGGUUGACGGGUGGACAGGUUGUUCACGAGCAGCCAGCGGAGCAGUGACGGAAAAAGAGCCACUGAAAAAAGCUAAAACGCCAAAGGGUCGGUUUGACAGUCCAGACGACAAAACCAAAGAUGUUCUGGAAAAGUUCCCUGGCGAUGUUAACCCUUUAACCAAGGAGCAGGGAGGCCCUCGGGGUCCAGAACCCACCCGUUAUGGAGACUGGGAAAGAAAGGGCCGCUGUGUGGACUUCUAGUGCAUUAUUGAUAAAUCUGAUGUGUCAAAUCUGCAUUAUGAAUAUUUAGAGUCAGUGACACUUCUUAAAUAAUUUUUGUUUUUGCAAGAAGUCAGUGUUAAAGGACUACAGAAUGUAAGAAGACACACACUGUUUCUGCCUAUCACUGUAUUCAUACUUCUAAACAUGCAUGACAGCCAAAACCAAUGUUUUGCACAGCGUGUUAAGUGUUCCCUUGCUGUUAAUGUAAAAUAUCAUCUGAAAUAUGAAAUAUGAUUGUUGUAUUAUUGCAGGUGAGUGUGAACUGGUCCUGUGUCGAUUAAUAAAAGGAAAUGUGAGUCUU